CUGAGCUGCGGCCGCCCUCCGCAUCCCUCCGCGCCGCACAUCGCUUCCCUCGGCGGCGCCAUGGGCCCGGGGCCGGCCUGCCUCUGCCUUUGCCUGUGCUGGGCGCUGGCCGCCACGGAGCCGCGGCUGCAGCGGGGCAUGCCAAAUGUCUGUCCAGUGUUUGAGCUGGCACUGGUAGGACACCAACAGCCGUGUGUUCAAGCCUUUAGUCGCAUGGUCAAGAUGUGGAAACAAGGAUGCACAAGGAGGAGGUGGUGUAUGGGCUACGAGAGGAGGUCUGGGUACUACACAAUUUACAAGCAAGUGUACAGAAUGGAGCAUCAGAUCGUCUAUAAGUGCUGCCCUGGAUGGGUCCAACAUGACAAUGAACCUGGCUGUUUGCACUUGCAUUGCAUGGCUGGCACUUGCUUCAAUGGAGGGAAAUGUUCUGAAGCAGGAUCCCAGGUGUGCCAGUGUCCUGCAGGAUUUCAGGGUCCUCGCUGCCAGUAUGACAUAAAUGAGUGCACCACUGAGAACGGUGGCUGCCAUGACCAGUGCUGUAAUACCAUUGGCAGCUACCACUGCAAAUGUCCAGCUGGCCAGAAACUAGAAGAAGAUGGCAAAUCGUGUGGAGAUGUGGACGAGUGUGCGGUGGUGAACGGGGGCUGCCAGCAGGGCUGCGUCAACACACACGGCUCCUUCCACUGCCGGUGCCAGGCGGGAUACAGGCUCCACGCUGAUGGGCGCACGUGCGUGGCUGUCAGUUCCUGCAGUGUUAACAAGGGGGGCUGUGAGCAGGAGUGCAUUCAGCUUGGUGAAGACCGCUACAAGUGCCAGUGCCAGCCGGGCUACCAGCUGAAGAGGGAUGCCAGAUCCUGUGAAGAUGUUGACGAGUGUGCAGAAGGGAGAGCCAGGUGUGCUCAUCGUUGUGUGAACACUCUGGGAUCCUUCACCUGUGUCUGUAAUCCCGGCUUCGAGCUGGGGGCUGAUGGAAAGCAGUGCUACCGCAUCGAAAUGGAAAUUGUCGAUAGCUGCCAGGAGAACAACGGUGGCUGCUCUCACCGCUGCGAGCACACGACUGCGGGGCCGCGCUGCUCCUGCGAUGACGGCUAUCGCCUCGAGUUUGAUGGCAAAACGUGCGCAGAGCUGGACGAGUGUGAGACCGGGGAGUCCUGCUGCUCCCAGUUCUGCAUCAACUACGCGGGUGGCUACGAGUGUGCCUGCAAAGCGGGGUUCCAGCCCAACGCCGACGGCUGCGCCUGCGACGAUGUGGAUGAAUGUCAGCUAGAUAAUGGCAACUGCGACCAUUUCUGUGUUAAUUCUCUGGGGUCAUACGAAUGUGCAUGUAAGGAAGGUUACAGGCUUGGUCUUAACAGGUGGUCCUGCAUCGGUGGAGAUGAGGCAGAUGCCGAGGAGGCGGUGGGGCUCGCUGGGGCUCCGGGGCUGCAGUUCAGAGGUUCCCCCCAGCUCCUUCGCUACGCACUUGGUGCCCUCUAUGAGGAUGAAGACCCACGAGGAGAGCUCACCCUGGUGCAAAGGGUCGUUUGCCUUGAUAGCACUUUUGGCAAUGACUGUAGCUUGAGGUGUGAGGAUUGUCUGAACGGAGGCAGAUGUAACAGUGAACGCAGUGGCUGUGUUUGCUCACCUGGGUGGACCGGCAUUAUCUGUAAUGAAACUUGCUCCCCCGGGACGUAUGGCAGAAGCUGCGCCGCUGUUUGCAAGUGCCAGAACGGAGGCUCCUGCGACCCAGUGACGGGGCAGUGCCGCUGCCCGCCCGGCGUGCAUGGCAAGCUCUGCGAAGAUGGUUGCCCGAAAGGCCUCUUUGGGAAAAACUGUAACAGGCCCUGCAACUGCGCCAACAACGGCUAUUGCCACAGGCUCUACGGCGCCUGCCUGUGUGACCCUGGGCUCUACGGGCGCUUCUGCCAUCUUGCCUGUCCCAGGUGGGCCUUUGGAGCUGGCUGCUCGGAGGAGUGUCAGUGCGUGAAAGAGCACACGCUGGAAUGCAACGCGAGGAACGGGACUUGCACCUGCAAGCCUGGUUAUCACGGCAAAAAGUGUCAGAAAGAGUGCACGCCUGGCUUUUAUGGGGCUGGUUGCAAACUGAGGUGCAGCUGUCCUAGUGAUGUUUUGUGUGAUCAUGAGACAGGAGUCUGCAAACAUCCAUGUCCACCUGGGUUUCAUGGAGAAAAAUGCCGUUUAUCUUGUCAGCCUGGGAGCUUCGGGGCAAACUGCAGGCAGAGGUGCAGCUGUGGAGAAGCACCAUGCAACCCAAAGACGGGGCAGUGUAUUUGCCCUACUGGGAAGACUGGUGCUACGUGUGAGCAAGAUUGCCCAGCUGGCCGGUGGGGACCAGACUGCCAGUCCUCCUGUGAGCCCUGUGCCAACGGGGGACAGUGCAACAGAGAAACGGGAGCCUGCGACUGUCCCCCUGGCUACACGGGGCCAUCCUGCUCUGCACCCUGCCCUGAUGGUUACUAUGGACAAAAUUGCCUGCUGUUAUGCAGCUGUAGCAGCAGUGCUCAGUGUCACCAUGUCACUGGAGAGUGUACGUGUCCCCCCGGCUGGACCGGCCACGACUGCAAACACCCCUGCAAUAGUGGCCAUUGGGGACAGAGCUGUGAAAACACGUGUGUCUGCAAUAACAGCGACGGUAGCUGUGAUCCAAUCACUGGCUCCUGCUUCUGUGAGCCGGGAUUCACUGGGAGACACUGUGAACGGAGAUGCCCCGCGGGAAGCUUUGGCCCUAGCUGUGAGUACAGCUGUCGGUGCCAGAAUGGAGCUGCCUGCGACCACGUGAGCGGAGCCUGUACUUGCACGGCGGGCUGGACCGGAACCUUCUGUGGAAGAGCUUGUCCAGAUGGAUUCUUUGGGCUUGACUGCCACCAGGUGUGCAAGUGCAAGAAUGCUGCUGGCUGUGACCACGUCCUGGGAACAUGCAGCUGCCUCCCCGGCUGGCUGGGAGAGACCUGCGAGCAGCCCUGCCAGGGGGACAGCUACGGGCCAGGCUGCAGCCACGCUUGUCACUGUCACAACGGAGCGCUCUGUCAUCACAUCACCGGGAUGUGCCUUUGUAGCCCAGGGUGGAAAGGAGCCACCUGCCAAGAGGCCUGUCCUCCUGGAUGGUAUGGUGCAAACUGCCUACAGCGCUGUGUCUGCCAUGGCCAAGCAAAGUGUGACCGUGUGACGGGCGAGUGCCUCUGUCCCCAGGGUUGGACUGGGAUAGCGUGUGAGUUGGAGUGUGGGGAUGGGAGGUACGGAGAGGGCUGUCAGCAGAACUGCAGCUGCCACCAUGGUGUUUGUGACCAGCGCUCGGGGAAAUGCAUCUGCCACGCUGGCUGGACUGGGGACGACUGUGAUGCUGUCUGCCCCCUGGGACUGUUUGGCAAGCAGUGCGAGGAGCACUGUGACUGUGUACACGCCUUGUCCUGCCACCACCAAACUGGAGUGUGUCACUGUGAAAAGGGAUGGCGAGGGAGGCACUGUGACAAACCUUGCUUGCCCGGCCGCUACGGCGUGGGCUGUGCCCAGCGAUGCCGGUGUCCCGUGGGUGCCCCCUGCCAUUCCCUGACGGGCGCCUGCGGCUGUCCUCCAGGAUUCACCGGCUACGGCUGUGAGAAAACUUGUCCACCGGGCACGUAUGGUAAGAACUGUAACCGAGUAUGUCAGUGCUCUGCUGAGAAUGAGGAAUGUCACCCGGUGACCGGAGACUGUGCGUGCCGCCCGGGGUACUUCGGGGCCCGCUGCCACCUCCGGUGCCCAAAAGGUACUUACGGUUCGAACUGCCAAAACCCCUGUAAAUGCAUGAAUGGAGCCCACUGCGACCCUGCGUCGGGAACGUGUGACUGCGCGCCUGGUUUCAUUGGAGCCGACUGUAGUAAAACUUGCCCUGAGAACCGACACGGGAAGGACUGCGCCCUGUUCUGUGCAUGUGGUAAAGGUCAGUGUGACCCACGGACUGGCAAGUGCACCUGUCCUCCUGGCCAAAUGGGACCCAGCUGUCAGCAAGUGUGUCCCCAGGGACAGUAUGGCCCCAACUGCCACCUGACAUGUACCUGUCAGAACGGUGGUAUCUGUGACCACGUGGAUGGCAACUGCACUUGCGGGCUCGGCUGGACAGGAAGAUCGUGUGAGAAAGAAUGUCUCCCGGGGAAGUAUGGGUCUGGCUGUGGCUUGGACUGCUCGUGCCAGCACAACGGCACCUGCGACAGGUUCACGGGCUGCUGCCGAUGCCCCGAGGGCUACUACGGCCACUCCUGUGAGCACAAGUGCCCCCUUGGAUUUUAUGGGCUAAGCUGUCUUCACACAUGUGCCUGUCAGAAUGGAGCAACCUGCGAUGCAGUGACAGGACAGUGCAUUUGUCCUUUGGGUUAUCAAGGUGCCCACUGUGAAAAAGGCUGCGACAGGGGCUGGUUUGGAGAGAGGUGCCAGCACCAGUGCGACUGCGGGGAUGCUCCUUGUGAUCCAGAGACUGGGAAGUGCCUUUGCCCACCUGGGAAGACUGGAGACAAAUGUGACAUUGAAUGCAGGUCAAACCAGUACGGCCCUGACUGCUCCUUGCAAUGCCAGUGUGCCAGCAAAUCCCAGUGCAAUCCGUACAACGGGAAUUGCGUGUGCCCAGCCACGUGGAUGGGGCCAACCUGCAAAGAAGGUGGCCCUCCAAAGCUUCCUUUUCAUGAAGAACAAAUUCAAGAAAGAGGGAAGAUUUUUCCAAGAGCUCUACAACAGUAACAUUUGGACUAAUAAAUGAACUGUUUUAUAUGCACAGACGGUAUUUGAAUUUGGAUAUGAAAACAGCUAUUCAAUUCAGCUUGAAUUGUACUGAAGUAUUCACACUUCUUAUGGAAGACUACAGAGGCCAUUUAGUAGCUGGAUCCUUUUAAAAAGUUGAAUCUGUUUCAUGUAUUUAUUCCUAGCCUCUUACCCCUCCAUUAAUCUGCUCUGGCCGUUCUUUCUGCUAUAUAAUAUAAUUCAUUGUUUGAAAGCUUGGACGUGUUUUUAAUAAGACCGGCUCCAAAGAGUAUCAGGAUAAGCAGUAUGUAACAUAUCAACGUGCAGUGAGCCACACCACUUAUAAGUGACUUUCUAAACCUGCUUGACAACCAGCAUGGAGUUUACUGAGCGUUUCACAGAUUACGAAACCAAUACUGAUUCACUGCAAAGUCACGUUGCACAGAAACUAGUGGGAUUCACCAAAUCAAUUCUGCUUUGAAUAACAUUGUGUGUUCUAGAAAAGCGUUCAGUCUAAUUUUAAACUUGCAGCUGAAGCAGAAUCCAGCACAGUCCUUGAUAAGUGAGAAUAUGUACUGCAUUUUUAGUGUGGAUUGACUGAUUGGAAGGUCUCCAUCUAUAUCUUGCUUCUGUCUGAAUCUGUCUUCCAAAGAGCAUGGUGUCACCUGUCAGACUCUUCUGGCUUUCUGCAUCCUCCCGUCUUGUCAGUUCACUUUCUCAGUGGUUUGUCAAGUCAAACUGUGCAGCAGUUCUCAUCAAACAGUACUGUCUAACGCAGAAAAGAGUUUUGUCUUGGGUGGAGAAAGCAGAUAGUAAGCAAGGAUAGAUGUUUGAAGAUAACCUUUGUGUUCUUUAUAUAAAGGAUUAUAAUGUGCUUUUACUGCACAAUAGGUUGUCAGCUUUAAAAAGUCCUGAUACCAUUCAACAGCUGCUGUUGGUCACUGAAUAGAACAAAGACAUGUUGGUGCUAUUUUGUCUUUUUAGACAGGUUGUUCUUUAGUAUAGAACUAUAUAAUUAUAGAGAAAUAAUGUUCUCUAUUUUAAUAUUCUGAGUUAACCUGACUAAAUAAUUUCAGAGUGCCUCUUUAUACCUCUCUUUAGGUUAGGAGUUACAAAAUCUACGUAGUAACCUCUGGAGUCUGACAAUAUCAAAAGUGCACUUAUUAAAGGGCAUCAGGACCACAGGCUCAUCAGACAUGGUAAUACAGGUAGUGCCAGGUCUUGUGUUCACGCUACCGUUCACACAGCGUAACAAACUGGAACUCUGCAAGAGAAGAUUUUUGUCUUAGAAGAGACAAAGUGACAAUAAUUGAUGUAACUUGUGAUUUGUAAAGCUUAUUUUUGUUGUUGCAGUUGGAUAAUGAGUAGAUGAAGUCACAGUUUUACCCCAUGGUUCACCUCAGGUCUUAAACACAUCUGCAGUCAGCAACUGUCCAGUACAAAGCAAGUGACACUUGCUCACCUGCUUGCAAACUGUGAUCUAUUCUAAGCAAUAUAGGUUUUGUAGGUAUUUUUCAAGCUUCAUGGAAGUCUUGUUGUUGUUCAUCACCUCAUAGGUAUAGAAAUUCAUCCUAAAUGCCAUAAAGUUAUUUGUGAAUGUGUCAGAAUUCAUUAACCAACUGUGCUUUCAGCCAAAAUAUCACAGGGGCUGAUGGUGAUCCCUGGUCAUUUCUUCUGUAGAGACCCAUGAAUGUCACUGGAAAGUUUACUCAAUGAAAAUGUGCCAAAACUGUUGUUCCCAAACUAGUCAGAAGUGUGUGGCUCUCAGCAGGGCUUUACUGCCAGCUGUGACAUUUUAAACAUUUUUUUGGAGAUGAGAUGUCCUGGGUCUGAUCCUGCAAUUAUGUGAAUUUGGGGCAAUUUCACUGAACUGGAACUGAUAAGGUAAAUCUCAUGUGAGAAAAUUAAACAUAAUCUUAGCAACUGCUGGAGAGGAACAAUCCAGGUUAAGCAAUUAACAUAUUUUGGACUUAACUAUGUAUUUACCACAGAGCCAAACUACAACAGUAAUGCAAGAGUCACAUUAUAUUCGAGACGUUUCCUAGAAUCAUAAAGUUAAGUUGUAAGAGACCUCUGGAUGUCCAGGCUUCUCUUCAAAGCCUGAUCAGCUUCAAAGGUAAAGGGAGUUGCUCAGAGAUUCAUCUGGCUGAGUUCUGAAUAUCUCCAAGGAUGGAGAUCCCACCACCUCUUUGAGCCCCUGUCCCAGUGAAAAUUUCACGCUCAAGACUAUUAUUUUUUCUCCCCUAUUUUCUAAUCAGAAUUUUCUUAAGUUCAACUUGUCCGGUGCUUCUCAUCCUUUCAGUGUGCAUCUCGGAGAAUUAUUUGACUUCAUCUCACCUACAGCCCCCAUGGGGUAGUUGAAGACAGCAGUAAUACCUCCCCUUGGUCUUCUCUCCUGAAGACCGAGCAAACCUUGCUCCCUCAGACCCAACUGUAUCAGCCCCGAUUACCUGGCCCCGUUCCAGUACAUUGGACAUUUCAGUGAUGGGAAGGAUGCCCAGUGACUGGUACGGUUACUCAGCAGCUAAUGCCUCAAAGCCCAGAGCUUACGUUUUGCUGUUUGACAGCAGUUUAUAAAACGGACUGGUUUUUCUUAUCUCUGUAUUCUGCUAUGUGAUUAGAGCAGCUAAUCAAAGAAAAAGCCUUUCUCAAACCAUAUUAUUUACCUGUGUAUACUUGUUUACAUUUUCCACAGUACCUUGAUAAUAGAAUUGUAAAUAUGUAGUAUAAAGGAAAUAAAAUUUUUUGUAUGAAGUAUUUUUAAAGAAUGUCACAAUUUGUACGUGAUGAAACAUGUAUUGUAAGUGACUGAUGCUGAGCCUGUGCCAGUGAAUUAGAGGCCCAAGAAGAUCUGCUUCGGAAAUAUUUCAGCAAACUUGUUUUAAAAAAAAAAAUCAAAAAAUGCCAUUUCAUA
Messenger RNA from Falco peregrinus (peregrine falcon), 7624 nucleotides. Its product is annotated as multiple epidermal growth factor-like domains protein 6. Gene Ontology annotation, molecular function: calcium ion binding; scavenger receptor activity; protein binding. The transcript has 37 exons. NCBI's taxonomy places the organism in Eukaryota, Metazoa, Chordata, Aves, Falconiformes, Falconidae. The record is from RefSeq and is a predicted model, not a curated record. Bases 61 to 4710 code for a protein of 1549 amino acids.